This is a messenger RNA of Polyodon spathula (Mississippi paddlefish), 8256 nucleotides long. Its product is annotated as FYVE, RhoGEF and PH domain-containing protein 6-like. Gene Ontology annotation, cellular component: cytoplasm. Lineage: Eukaryota; Metazoa; Chordata; Actinopteri; Acipenseriformes; Polyodontidae. The transcript has 21 exons. The record is from RefSeq and is a predicted model, not a curated record. The coding region runs from base 16 to 4353 and encodes 1445 amino acids. Gene Ontology annotation, molecular function: guanyl-nucleotide exchange factor activity; metal ion binding.
UUGGGCGGUCGCUGAAUGAAACGCAUGCUCAUUUGUAAUUAUGAAGCCUUUCUGAAAACGUCAUUGAGGGGCAAUAUUCUUGAAAGACUCGCUAGUAGGAAAGUACAGCUGCGAGUAGCAGACUGGAAUUCGCAAGACCAAGAGAACAGAGAAGUCAUAUAUUUGGAUAUAAAGAAGCCACCAGUGGCCCCCAAACCCAAGUUUGCUGUGACCCAGAAGCCUCUUCCUCCACCAGUUGCACCCAAGCCAGAUAUUGUUCUGUCACAUUCUGCCCCUUUGCCGAAGAAAACUAAGCCAAUAGUAGCCCCAAAACCAAGACUUCCGAAAAGCUCUUCUUUUCCUGAAGUGAAACCUUGCCCUCAAAAAAACAAUAAAAAUCUAAAGGAAGAGAAGAUUGAUUUGUCACAGAACUUGGGUGUCCUUAAUUCUAAAAAUGGCUUGCAGAAAGAACUACAUGAGAUUAAUUCCAGCUAUAUCAUACCAACAUGCACCUGCAGCUUUGAUUUCAGCCAUAAAUGCAAUAGUACGGACCACUGCAACGAAAGUGAAAUGUUCAUUGGUCAGCUGGAAAAGCUGGAGGUCUGGCAAAUUGAAAAUAUUGAUGGACAACGGAGUCCUCCUCUUCCACGGACAGGAAUCAAACAAGACACUGGCCAGGAAAAGGCUUUGAACACGAAUCAGGUGGUCCUGAAGGCCAGCUUUUUGGAACAAAAGCUCAAAGAUGUUUUGGUCCAAGCUGUGUCGCCUAAUAAUUAUCACAUAAAGCAAAAACCUCUGGAGAAAUCCAAUACCAUGAAAGAGACUUCUGACACUGAACAGUUUUCAUCCACAGCUAAUUUUGGUGAUCUUGCAGAAAAAAACCCUGACGAAUCGGAGAAUGGUGAAGUGGCCAUUUCCAAUGUGAUUCAGCAUCAAGAGGGACCAGAAAGUGCCGACAACACAGUCCUAUCAACUGAGAGUAGAUGUGAACUAAGCAAGGAGACCAGACAUCCGCAUGACUCUUCAGUACCACCAGCUGCACCGACUAAAGCUCUUCCAGUGCCAAAACCCAGAAAACCAAGAAAUCCUGGUCUUAUCAGACAAAACUGUAUUGAAACAUUUGUGGAUGAAAAAACAGAUAAGAGUGAGCUAUUGCUAAAUGAACCAGAUAGACUCGUCAAGUGUAGUCAAAUAAAGUCCCUAAAUGUUUCUAUUCAUGCUCAGAGUGUUUCGUAUACCAGAAAGAGCAGUGAAACUCCUGAACUGCCUGACACAGACAGUGCUCCUCAAACAGUUGAAAAACCUGUGACGCCUGAUGUGCUAUGUAAUCAUUUUCCAUCAUUUGAACAGGACAAAGCUUCUGAAAUAUCUGGGAAUGUGGAAGAUGAAGCUUGUAAACAAUCCAAUAUAGAAACUGAAAGUGAAAACACCACUGCGACUGAGCAAAAUAGAAAUUUUAUCCGCUGUAGCACUUUGACUUUGAGUUUGCCCAAACAACUCAAACUGUCUUGUGAUGUGCAGCUGUCUGUAGCAAACAGCCCAGCUGUUGUAGAAUUGAAAAAUGGCGACAAGAAAUUGCCUCUCAAAGCAGAACGGUCCCCGAGAGUGGCUCCAAAGAAGCCCCAAAGGCACAGUUUGCCAGCAGCAGGCUUGCUGAAAAAAGACUUAUCGGCAGAGUUGAACGAGACGAGUCCCAGUGCAACAGUAGAAAAAAGCAAUCCUGAAUUCACAGAUCAUUUACAAGGGCAGCAACAGGAGAAACCAACAUGGAAGCUGCCUCACCCAAUUGUACCCUUUUUAGGUAAUCCUGAAUCUUUAAAAAAUGGCAGUGCUCAGAAUGUUUCUUGCACUGCUCCUCAUAUCAGUCUUGGAAAAACCAGGGCAAAGUCAUUUUCAUCAGCAGACAUGGAAAGAUCUGAGAUCUCUCCCAAAACAGGCCAAAAGAAGAACUCUUUAAGGAAGUUCCUGGGCAUGAAGCUUGCUGUGAAAAUGUUUGACUUUCCCAAGUUCUUUACCAAGGGGAGCCAGUCGCUAGACAGGGGCACAGCAGUAGGAAAUAUCUCUUUGGAAGGAAAUGAGGCAGAUGGUGAGUUAAACCCAGGCUCGCUGGAAGGUGAUAGGAAAAGCAAACCAGUUAAAUCACUCUCUGCUGAAUCACACAGUCCUGUGUCCCAGAAGCAUGGGAUGAAACUGAAAGAUCAGUUUGAAAUGCAGAGUAGCAGGCCUGCCAAAUGGGAUUUAGUGGAUGAACCCGAAGGCCCUUGUUUACAGACCUCUGAGGAGGGGAGUUCACCGACGCAUUCAUUAACAAGUCAAGGAUCAGCUGUUGAAUAUGAGAACCUGCCUUAUUAUGAGGAAAUCCCUGAAUACAUGAAUUUGCCUUUCCUACAUGCUUCUGGAAACCGCACCCCACAGUCUCCGGCUUUUGGCUGGCAAAAUUCCAGCAGCCUGGAAGACUCGGAGACAAGCAUAUAUGAGGUACAGGAACCUUAUGAACCCGCGAGGAGUUAUGUUACCUACAGGCAAAAGAACAUAUACCGCAGACCCUCGCAGGACAAGAAUCCUGAUCUGGAGGAUGUCCACUCUGACGAAGAGGAAGUCAGUAACAGCUCGGAUGAAGAAGAUGCCAGCUCAGCCUCCAGCAAAGGAGAGUUUGAUCUGCUGGAAGGAAGCCAGCAUGAUGAGCUAGGAGGCAAGAACACGAAAGUUGUCCACAUCGCCAAGGAGAUCAUGAGUUCAGAGAAAGUGUUUGUGGAUGUUCUCAAACUCCUUCAUAUUGAUUUCCGAGAUGCUGUGGCUAAAGCCUCCCGGCAGAUUGGGAAGCCUGUGAUUGAGGACCGGAUACUGAACCAGAUUCUCUACUACCUUCCCCAGCUGUAUGAGCUGAACCGGGACCUGCUGCGGGAGCUGGAGGAGCGAAUGGCUCACUGGAAUGAUAAUCAAAGGAUAGCUGACAUCUUUGUGAAGAAGGGACCAUACCUCAAAAUGUAUUCCACGUAUAUCAAAGAAUUUGAUAAGAAUGUGGCAUUGCUGGAUGAGCAGUGCAGGAAGAACCCUGUGUUUGCUGGAGUUGUGAAGGAGUUUGAGAUGAGCCCGCGCUGUGCAAGCCUGGCACUCAAACAUUACCUGCUAAAACCUGUGCAGAGAAUUCCACAGUACAGACUGCUGCUCACAGAUUACUUGAAAAACCUCAUUGCAGAUUCCACAGAUUAUAGAGAUACACAAGCUGCUCUUAUCGUUGUCAUAGAAGUGGCCAAUCAUGCAAAUGACAUCAUGAAACAAGGGGAUAACUUUCAGAAGCUCAUGCAGAUCCAGUAUAGUUUGAACGGUCACCCUGAGAUUGUUCAGCCGGGAAGGGUUUUUCUCAAGGAAGGAACCCUGAUGAAGCUCUCCCGGAAAGUCAUGCAGCCCCGACUGUUCUUUCUGUUUAAUGAUGGCCUGUUGUAUACCACCCCUGUACAGUCUGGAAUGUAUAAACUAAACAACAUGUUGUCGUUGGCUGGAAUGAAGGUUAGCAAACCAACCCAAGAAGCCUAUCAGAAUGAGCUGAACAUAGAAAGUGUGGAACGCUCGUUUAUUCUGUCAGCCAGCUCUGCCACAGAGCGGGAUGCAUGGCUGGAAGCCAUUUCAAAAGCAAUUAAUGACUAUACCAAGAAGAGAAUUACAUUUAGUGCCAGCAAAAGCGAAGAGGCUGAUCCAGUGGAAGUGGAGAGCGACACCCCUCUUGGAUCCAAGGCUCCCAUCUGGAUCCCAGACCCCAGGGCCACCAUGUGUAUGGUCUGUACCUGUGAGUUCACUGUCACCUGGAGGAGGCACCACUGCAGAGCCUGUGGGAAGAUUGUGUGUCAAGGCUGUUCUUCAAACAAACACAGCCUUGAAUACCUCAAGAAUCAACCUGCCAGAGUCUGUGAUCACUGCUUCAGAGAGCUUCAGAAGAAUGAUAAACAAUCUUCACCCAAAGUUCUGUCCCCUACCAGCAAGUCUCCAUCGAGUGCCUUGUCUUCCGUUCUCCAUAGCAUUCCUUCAGGACGAAAGCAAAAGAAAAUCCCAGCCGCCCUGAAAGAAGUGUCUGCAAGCACUGAAGACUCUUCUAUGAGUGGCUACCUGUACAGGUCCAAGGGUAAUAAGAAGCAAUGGAAACAUCUAUGGUUUGUCAUCAAGAACAAAGUAUUAUACACCUAUGCUGCUAGCGAGGAUGUGGCUGCUUUAGAGAGCCAACCCUUGCUAGGAUUCAGUGUGAAAGAUGAGCGAUCUGAUCAUAAUCCACAAUUCCAGCUCUAUCACAAAAACACCUUGUUUUACAUCUUCAAAGCAGAUGAACCUCACACUGCCCAAAGGUGGUUAGAAGCUUUCCAAGAAGCCACUGUCCUCUAGCAGUCUCUUGUACUUGUUUUGUAUAAUAGUAUGAGCAAAGCCAGCGCACACAAUACAGUAAAGCACUGGAUCCUGUGGAAGAAACCAACCUUAUUUCACCAAUAUUGCACAUUUACAAAGAUGCUACAGUUUGUUAUAUCCCAUGUAACUUAUUUAGAUUUUUCUAAAUAUACUACACUACCAAUAUGUCUCAUGCUGGACGAGUCUUUUAAAGAAAAAAGCAGUAAUCACUCCUCCAUUGUGCAAAACAACAUUAUGAUUCUGAUAUAAGAGGAACAAAUUGCCAAAUAUCCUAUCAAAACUGGAAAAUGAAACUGCCCAAACCAACACUACAUUGACUGAAUCUUUAAUACAUGUUGGGAGAUUUGUCAACAAAAUCACCUGGUGCCUUUUGGUUAAUAGAUAAAACUACCAUAUAUUGGUGCUGUAAUUUAUAUAUUUAUUUAUAUGUAUUUGUUUUAGUAAAUUAGCGUGCUGCUCUACUUGCCAUAAUUAUUAAAACAAAUUCCAUGAAAGCCUAUUAUGAUGUCCUUUUGCUGCGAAGUAACACUUGACUACCAGUAAUUGUCAACUCUUCUGUCACGAUCCAAUAUUUAAGUGGUAGUGUUUUUGUUAAUCGUUUGUUGCAUAUCUGGUCUAUUUUUGCUAAUCACAGUUAAAACAUCACAGUUUGAUUGAAAGUAACCAAUGAUUAAUAGAGAAAAUGUGCAUUAGGACAUAUGGCUUGCAGAAUUUAUAGGCCAGGGUUAUUCAUGAUAAAAUGUGUAUCCUGUGGAAGGAGACCAGUUCAUAUGCUAGUCCAGGGCUGUGCAAGCAAAACCAGAAAGUACCAUGCCUGAUACUCAACUGUUAACUUCAAACUGGUCUGACCAGCCCUUUGAGCUUUUUUAAUUGUGAAACUUACUUUGUCUCAACACCAUUAUAUGCGGGAUUUUUAAACUAUGUAUUAAUUUUAAAAUGUUAAACAAAGAAACUGGAACAUGCGUCUGUACAUAAUUUUCACUUCCAUUUUGAGAUUGCGCCUUGUAUUUAAAAAUAAAACCUAAUAUAUUUACAUUUGACAAAAUCUGACAAAAUAAUUGUUUUAAAAGAAGCACUGUUGGUGCUGCUUUUAUUUCAGAUUGUAAUUGUUCCAGAUAUAGCAAUGUGUAUUUUUUCUUCAAGUUUUGUUAUUGUAUAAACAGUAAUGCCUUUAUCACUUGUUAAUCUUAUAAAUGUUGCUCAAAGGAUAAACUAGAUACAGAACGAUUUUAACUGUAUUAAAGGAUUAGUUCAGCUAAUGCAAUUAACUAUUUUCUAAAGUAUGAGUUUACUGUACAUUAACUAGAGAAGGUAUUUUAAAAUGACUGUUAAAAAGGAUCAAUUUGUAGGGUCAUCAUGCAAAAAUAGGGACCCUUAUACACUGAUUAUGUCUCUCUGACAUAGUGUACUGGUGAACGUGAUAACUUUUUUAAUGUUGCACCAAUAUUAACCACCAUACAUUCCUAGCCUCCUACAGACGUUUCAGAAUGCAUUUGUCUAUAAUCCGAUAAACAUUUGAUUUUUAUAUGAAUAUUUUUUAGCCUGUACAUGCACUCAUUCACUUUCUUUAAGUAGUCUAAAAACAUUACAUCUUCGCUUUACAUUGUGUCCACCUAAUGCACGUGCACAAAACAUACUGGAAAGAGUGGUUACAAGUUAUUCAAGUUACACACUGGGGUCUACAGUAAGCCUUCUUUUUGUUGUUAUACAGGCAAUACACAUAAGAUUACUUCACAAGGGAAGAUAGAAAAUGAUAUGAUCGUAUUUUAAACAAUGUAAAAUGUUAUCACUCACUUUUAGUAUUUUCAAAUCUUUUUUUUCAUGGUAGGUUGAUCUAGGCCUAUUACUUUUUGCUGGAUUAACCUGUCGUGAUUUAGUCGAUAGUAUUCUGUUUAUGUAUUCGAGAAUUAUUAGACACUACUCUAUUAUUAGACACCCCUGUGUGGUGUUCAGUUUCCAAAGUACUGUUUUGUCCUGAGAUACCCAGGUUUAUACAACACAAUUUCAUGGUGAAUUUACUUAGUUGUGGAAUAAUAUACCGGUAGUAUUUAUGUUUAAUUUUUUGUUUUCUUUUACAAUGUUUGUCACAUUAAUAGUACAGUGUCAUAGGAAGUAUGCAACACUUGAGUGACGAUGCAGUAGGAUAUGUAUUUAUUUGAUCUGCGUACUGUUAUCGUGCGUACAUUUUAACAGCAGUUUUUUUUUUUUUGUUUUUUUACUACUAUCCAAUGUUUUUAGCUGAAUAACUAUUUCAUUGGCCCACAUGUCCGUCCGUGACAUUCUACAUUCUGAACAAGAUAACUAUUGAUUUUGCUCCAAUCUGCAACAAACUUAUUUUUACACUCCAAGUCUUCUAUGAAAGUUUUCUCUGUGUGUGCCUGCACUGGUUGACUAGAUAAGGAUUUUAAAGUGAAAUGACUUGCAUGUUUUGUGAGCAGUGUCAUCCAUUUCUGUGUUUUUAUGUUUAUUGCAUAAAAUGUAAAGUGUGCUUUCUUGUUUAAUAGGAGUUUGGCAGAAACUGGUCUGGUCACCAUGGAUUGCACUAUGUUGUAUAAAUACAAAAUUAAGUUUGUAUUGUAGGUGAAGAAGAAAAAACAUCUUUGUAAUUGUCAUAAUUUUGUAUCAUGUAAAGUAUUUGUACAGUUUAUAAACAAUCAACUUUAAACAAGUUAAAUUGUGUUUGCGUUUUGACAAUCUCUCAUGUUUGUGCCUAUAGCAUACAAAAAAUAGCAGACACCAACAAUCUAGUGUCCCAGCAAUGGAAUUGCACCCUUACAUAGAGUAUCAGUUAGUCGGUGUAUUGCUUGAGGAUAAGAUUGGCACUGUAGUUUAGAGAUUAUACAUAAUAUUAGGCCAUAUUGUGAAGGAAAUGUUUUGUAAAAUAAACCUUGUUGGAAUAAAGACAAUAAACUGCCAAGGCCAGAAGACCCGUCCCAUUAAAUGACUUCAGUGAUGCAGUUUGGCAUAAUUUUGCAGUCUAGGGAGCUGAAGAUUGGUAUCAUGAGCAGUUGAGGCAUAAUAAAGGGAAAUACAGUCAUCAUUUUUGGUGAAAUAAAAAAUGUGUUAGGUAGGGUGGGAUACAGAAAGUCAACAUCGUUUUUAAAAAAAAUAAUAAUAAAAAAAAAAAAGCCUUAUAUACUUAAACCUAUCUAUACAUAAUCUCCUUACAGAACAUUAACAGUAAUAACACAAAAAAACAUUUAUGGUCGCAUUACGUUCUGGUAAUGACACUGAGUUACACACAAACUUAAAAUAUUUUCUGUACUUCAAAGUUAUUUUGACAAUAAAGGCCUCAGGGUUUAAAAAACAAAAAUAUGUUGCUUUUCAAUUAAAAAAAAAAAAAAAAAAAAAAUGGCGUAAUACAUAUUAAAUAACCAGCAUUUGAAGGAGUGAAGCAAUUUGUCCAGUAUCUGUAGAAUGAGCCCGGUAAGUUUUAAUUUGAACAGUGUCCAGCAUAUGUAUUUAUUAUUAUUUAUUUCUUAUCAGACGCCCUCCUUAGCCACGGCGACACUGCCAAAAUACAACAUUUACAAAAUACCACAUUACAGAUAAGAGCAGUUAUAAAAUACAAUAGGAAGUAGUAUAUGCAGCUAAUUCAAAUAAUUAGAAAAAUACAGUAAACAGUUACGUUUGAGAGCGAUUUAGACUAAGGGCCUAUCGUGAAACCUAACUACAAAGCGGAUGGCGGCCUGAAGCAGAAAGCGAACUGCAGCAACGAGGCCUCCAUUUCAUUCCACACUCCUAAUACGCAUGCCCGGUAAAGAGGCGGAGAAAAGUGUUUUGCAGAGAGGUUAUGAACUCUGACCCUCUCUGGAGCUGCAGCAACCAGCAGAAACAUACACUUUUAUUAAAUAUUAGCGUACAAAAAACUUCAAAUUCAGG